Molecule: messenger RNA, 1100 nt
Organism: Zea mays
Lineage: Eukaryota; Viridiplantae; Streptophyta; Magnoliopsida; Poales; Poaceae
Exons: 2
Coding region: 478-960 (160 amino acids)
Source: RefSeq, a predicted model, not a curated record
UGGAACACAGAAACUUUUUCCUGCGAGAGAGACCUACAGGCUACGGCGUCGCCCAGCCGGCCAGCGUAUCGUGCCACCGCCCCGCCACGGCCAGCGCCGCCGCCUACGCCUUCUUGGUCGCGGCCUCACGCCGACGAGGUCAACCUCCAUUUGGUCCUCCUCUCGUCGUCAUCCUCCUGCUGCUCCCUCUGGACCCGGCCCUCGGCCUUGGCCGCGGCUGCGUGCGGUGCGACACCGACGCUGAUGGCUGUCGCGAGGGCGGGCCGCCGUCGUAGUCCUCGGCGUCGUCCACGGGGCCCGCUGCGCCGGGUUCCUCCUCCCAUGGUGCUGGCGACUCUGGCGGUGAGUCCUACUCCUCGACGGCCGCCUCGAACGGAUCCUUCAUGGAAAACGCGCGCGUGGUGGCGGUGGAUGCACGAGAGGCCGAGGAACGGAUGCAGAGAAGAUUGGAUCUGACGAGCUGGGUCGGCAAGCUAGAUGGGUCUUGAUAUUAUAACUACUCUGUUUUUUCAGAAAGAAGAUACACUUCCUCUGAUUUUUCAGAAAGAAGAUACACAGAUCAUACCUUUUUUUGGUGGAUCAGAAAUUGUGCAUAUGCGUGUCAUGGUUCUGCUGCUCCUGCCAUUGCUUGCCCAACUGCAAAAGGUCAUGCUGCUUGGAUUGCUCCUGUUGCUCAUGCCCAGACGUGCCAUGCUGCAAGCCCAGCAUGCAACAAACCAUGCUUUGGGUCCAACAGUUGUUCAUGAUGCAAGCCAGAUUGCCCAUCCUGUAGUUCGAGCAGCAGCUCGUGCUGCAAUCAGUCAUAUUGCAACCCAAACUGCAGCUGCAAUCCACCACGCCGUAAACCAAACUGUAGCUCUUACUACAAUAUGUCAUGCUGCAAACCGAACUACAGCUCAUGUUGUAAACCGAACCGAGCUGCUUCAUGGCCCUCGCCACGUUCUAAUUGCUGGCGCCUAGAUAUCUAUUUAUAGAUCCAUUUUUUUCUCCAUCACAAACGUCAAAUUCAAUUUUUUAUUGAAAUCUAUCAAUGUCUUCAAUACCUUGUUGACAAACAAGUUUACAAUCAGCUACAUGUCAUAUAUUAAUUAUUAUGCUUA